Messenger RNA from Acytostelium subglobosum LB1, 408 nucleotides. RefSeq lists its product as hypothetical. The annotation marks the transcript as partial. Gene Ontology annotation, molecular function: proton-transporting ATPase activity, rotational mechanism. The record is from RefSeq and is a predicted model, not a curated record. The transcript is spliced from 3 exons. Gene Ontology annotation, biological process: proton transmembrane transport. Gene Ontology annotation, cellular component: membrane; proton-transporting V-type ATPase, V1 domain. NCBI's taxonomy places the organism in Eukaryota, Evosea, Eumycetozoa, Acytosteliales, Acytosteliaceae.
UAUUAUUAUAUAUAUAUACAUAUAUACACAUAUAGAAACAAUAUGGCCGCAAAGACUAUGAGCGAGAAUGCACUGGUUGCUGUGAUCGGUGAUGAGGAUAUCGUCACUGGUUUCCUGUUGGCAGGCUGUGGACAGAAGGACGGAAAGAAGAAGAAUGAGAACUUCAUCGUCGUCGACAACAAGACACCAAUUACCAAGAUAGAGCAAGCAUUCAGAACAUUCACAACUAGAAACGACAUUGCUAUCGUCUUGAUAUCACAGAAAAUCGCAGAUGAGAUUAGACCAAUGAUCGAUGAAUACGCUCAAGUUAUCCCAACCAUUCUAGAGAUCCCAUCAAAGGAUCAUCCAUACGACCCAUCAAAAGACAGUGUUAUGCUCAAGGUCAAGAGAAUGACUGGUGCCGAUUAA